AUGUGUGAACAAUGCAUCUGGGUGCGCAACGCCACGGCGUCGUCGGUGGAGGGUCGCGGGGGUGCGGGCGGGGCGGACGAGCCCGCGCCCUCGCCCGCGCCCGACGCGGAGGCGCCCGUGCGCCGCCGCCGCCACCGUCCGCUCUACCGCCGACUCUUUCACUAUGUGCGCACCGCAUGGACCGGCGUCAAGUUUGCCCUAGGUCUCACAGCGCAGUCCGAAAAUUCCGAACUAGAGGAGUUGGGUGAACAGCUUCCUCGGUAUCGGCCGGACUCAAUAGCGGCGCUCCGUCGAGCGACGCGAUUUACAGAACCCGAGCUGAAGAGACUAUAUCGUGGCUUCAAGGCCGAAUGCCCAACAGGAGUAGUGCGAGAAGACACCUUCAAAAUUAUAUACUCACAGUUCUUCCCACAAGGAGCAAAUACCGCCCAAUAUGCACACUACGUUUUCAACACGUUGGACCAAGAUAGAAGUGGCUUGUUAAGUUUUGAGGAGUUUGUUACCGGUUUAUCAAUCCUAUCGAGAGGAACAUUAGAAGAGAAACUUCGGUGGACUUUCUCCCUGUACGACAUAAACGGGGACGGCUGUAUCACGAAAGAGGAAAUGACGGAAAUAGUGGGCGCUAUAUACGACCUCAUGGGCAAGAUCGUGGAACCAAUAGUCGACGAUGAAGUCGUACGUGAUAAAGUUGAGAGGCUAUUUCAGAAAAUGGACCUCAACCGAGAUGGUGUCCUAACGCUAGACGAGUUCCUCGACUGCUGUUUGCGCGAUGAAGAAAUCUCUAGAUCUAUGGGUGUUUUUGACAGCAACUUCUGACGGCCUGCGGACGGCGCGCGCCCGGUACCACGCUGCGCUCCGUAAUUUUUAGAAAUUGCCAGUUCUAAUAUACUUUACAUUACCGCAAAACCUUGAAAAUAAUUACUAAUAACGGAUUUUCAUCGUGUUUUCAAGGUCAAGGUCGGAUUUGUAAUAUUGAAUGGCGAUUCAGGUGCAAUACUUACAUCUAUUUAAAUAAGAGCUCCAACAAGUGUUACAUGGUGACAUACUGGUGCAAAAUGACAAUUAAAAUUUAUGAGCGGGUUUGUCUUUUAUUAUAAAGUAAAUAUUAGCGCUUCGGUCUUUUACUUGAUUGGAAAUCGGACCCUAUGUAUGUACGCCAGAUUAUAAAAAUAAAUAAUUUGCUUCGUGUCGCAGUACCGAAAAAUACCGUGUGACAAAAGUCGAUUAGUUAGUGUAUUUGUAAUAUGAUUUAAUACGAAUUAGCCACAUAAAGAGUGUAUAUGAGCGAUAGAAUUUGUAGAUAGAUAUGAAAUUUACGUAAAUUGCCUUAUCAUUAGGGCUGCACGCGUAGAUAAUAACAUCAACCUACCACAUCCAACUAGUUCACCAGCUUCCUGCUUCAGUGAACAUCUAGUUCUAAGUUUAUUAUUAGCUAAUUUUAUAUAUAGAAUUGCAUAUACAAAUUAAAAAAGAAUUUCUUAGCAAAACAGAAUAUAGCUGAUCUAAUUUUUUUUCAAGUAGAAAGUAUAAAAUUGGGUAUUUAAAAAGACUAAUUCUAAUAUAAAAAUACUCUUCUUCAUUAGUAUUUCUCAUAUGUAUCACUUUCCAAGUGUGUAGAUAAUAAAAAUCUCGUACUUUAUAUAAAAAAAAUUAUCUGUACGUAGAAUCCUAUUCGAAAUCUUUACUAAAAAAAAGUAGAAAGCAUUAAUUCGACUUGUGGUCAGAAACUUACGAAUAAACUAAACUUGUAAAAUUCUUGAUAUUAUUAUAAAUCUUGUCUGUUCAAAU
This is a messenger RNA of Achroia grisella, 1788 nucleotides long. Its product is annotated as Kv channel-interacting protein 4-like. The transcript has 7 exons. Bases 1 to 816 code for a protein of 271 amino acids. The record is from RefSeq and is a predicted model, not a curated record. NCBI's taxonomy places the organism in Eukaryota, Metazoa, Arthropoda, Insecta, Lepidoptera, Pyralidae. Gene Ontology annotation, molecular function: calcium ion binding.